This is a messenger RNA of Ylistrum balloti, 1892 nucleotides long. RefSeq names its product DBH-like monooxygenase protein 1. Gene Ontology annotation, cellular component: secretory granule membrane. The record is from RefSeq and is a predicted model, not a curated record. The coding region runs from base 1 to 1833 and encodes 610 amino acids. Gene Ontology annotation, biological process: dopamine catabolic process; octopamine biosynthetic process; norepinephrine biosynthetic process. NCBI's taxonomy places the organism in Eukaryota, Metazoa, Mollusca, Bivalvia, Pectinida, Pectinidae. Gene Ontology annotation, molecular function: dopamine beta-monooxygenase activity; copper ion binding. The transcript is spliced from 12 exons.
AUGGACAUCAUGAACCUGCCAGUUGUGGUCAGUCUGCUGGCUUUGUCAUUUGUGCACGCAAUUGAUUUCGUUGAUGAUGUGAGGCUUGCUGAGCUCGUUAAAGAAAGAGAAGUUAGGAGUUCGAACGCCCAGGAGGUAUCAAAACCGACGCCGACCCGCCAUUUUGAGCAUUAUGCUCAGCUGGAUUCUGAGGGCAACUACUGGUUAUUUUGGACCACCAAUGACACUCACGUGACCUUUGAGACACACGUGAAUACUCACGGCUAUGUUGGAUUUGGAAUCUCAUCGAACGGAAAGAUGUUUCCUGCUGACGUCAUCAUAGGCGGGGUCAAGGACGGUCAAACCUACUUCAAGGACUACCAUACUACCCAGCAUGCACCACCGAUAGUCGACCAAUCACAAGACUGGUUCCUAAUCGCUGGCAAGGAAACUGCUUCCGGUACCGUCCUUACCUUUGUGCGCAAACUCAACACAUGUGAUAGUGUUGGAGAUAUGGUGAUCACGGAUGACACUACUCGAAUCAUUUUCUCUUACCAUCCCGAUGAUGUGACGAGUUAUAUCCCGUAUCAUGGCGCCACCAGACGUGGAACAAAGAGUGUCAUGCUGUUGUCUUCUUCUCUGACAGCCGAUGAUGUCCAUAUUCCCUCCGACACGGUCACAUUUGAUUUUCUCCAUGACAAUUUGCAUGUUACCUCUGACACGACAACCUAUUCAUGUCGAGCUUUUAAGUUUCCCAGCCUUUCCUCAAAACAUCACCUGAUUAAGUAUGAACCAGUUGUAACACCCGGAAAUGAACUACAUGUGCACCACGUGCUCAUCUUUAAAUGUGACAAAAGGGCUGCUGAACUGGCUUCAUAUGAUGGCACAACCUUCCGGUGUGAUCAUUCCGGAAACGUACCGCAAGCUCUACGCGGUUGCUUGAGUGAGGUGGUGAUUGCCUGGGCUAUUGGAGGCAAAGCGUUUUACUACCCUCCGAAUGCCGGGUACUCACUCGGCACAGAUGUCGACCCCGAUUUCUUCGUCAUGGAGACACAUUACGACAAUCCAACGGCUAAAGCAGACAUUGUCGACAGUUCCGGUAUCCGAAUCACUAUGACACCAACACUCCGAACACACGACGCCGGACUUCUUCAAAUCGGAAUAGCCGUUAGUGAUAAACAAGUUAUACCCCCUAUGGAGGACGCAUUUGUCUCACAAGGGUAUUGUCCUUCUGAAAUUCUCAGCACGGGAGUACCAUCAGAGGGUAUUAACGUGUUCGCCAUGGUUCAACAUUCCCAUCUCCUAGGGACACAAAUGGUCACACGUCACUACCGAAAUGGAAGGGAGCUCGAACCCUUGGCAGCGGAUAAACAUUACGACUUCAAUUUCCAAGACAUGCGCUACCUCCCCAAAAUGAAGACUGUGCUCCCUGGAGAUAAACUUGAAGUGAAAUGUGUUUACGAUUCCAGUCACAGACGGAGACUAACACUGGGAGGAUUAUCUACCCAAGAGGAGAUGUGCCUGUCCUUCAUCGCUUACUACCCGCGCAUGCCCCUUGACUCAUGUUUAAGUCUUCCUCUCUACAACACGUUAUCGUCCGAUCCUAGAGAUGUUCAACAUAUGUUUAAUUCUUGGAACUGGACAAAUCCCUCAGUGCGAUCAAAAUUCCAGACAGCCUUGGAUAACUCGAUCCACUAUCAUUUUGGUAUUGGUGAAGGUGCAGCAGUGAAUACGCAUGUGAUGACACCGGAGCAUGCAACAAACUACCCGUACGUAGCUCCAGAAGAUACCAGAUGUCAUACCCACGCUGGCCCUGUCCCUAAUUUGGCUUUUCUUGGCAGAAAGAAGAAAUGAUUUGAUUGACGUAGGCGUGAGGAAGUAACAUCACGAGCAUAUGCACAGCUACAUGUCAU